AUGGGCGCCACCCCAUUCCAUCAUUCCAUCCUCGAAGUCCGGUUGUCAAAGCACUUUGACAAACCAACGGACAUGAGGUAUGACGGAACCCAAGAUCCGCUGGAGCACCUCACGACUUUCGAGGCCAAGAUGAACCUGGAGGGAGUAGGAGACGAAGUAAGGUGCCAAGCCUUCCCGGUCACCCUGGCGGGACCUGCGAUACGAUGGUUCAACGGCCUCCCGCAGGGCUCGGUGACCGGCUCUGAUAUUAGCCGUGCCUUCCUAGCACAAUUCACCACCAGAAUCGCGAAGGCAAAGCACCCGAUCAAUCUUCUCGGCGAGACUCAGAGGACCGGCGAGCCGACCAGGAAGUACCUAGAUCGGUUCAACGACGAGUGCUUGGAAAUCGAUGGGUUAACCGAUUCAGUGGCCAGUCUCUAUCUGACGAACAUGCUCCUUAAUAAGGACUUCCGAAAGCAUCUCACCACGAAGUCGGUCUGGACGAUGCAAGAGAUUCAAACUGUGGCCAAGGAGUAUAUCAACGAUGAAGAAGUCAGCCAGGUCGUAGCUGCCAACAAACGACAACCCUCCAACAACCAAAGCCGGUAA
This is a messenger RNA of Arachis stenosperma, 588 nucleotides long. RefSeq lists its product as uncharacterized. NCBI's taxonomy places the organism in Eukaryota, Viridiplantae, Streptophyta, Magnoliopsida, Fabales, Fabaceae. The transcript has a single exon. Bases 1 to 588 code for a protein of 195 amino acids. The record is from RefSeq and is a predicted model, not a curated record.